AUGGAUAAUGGAACAUAUUGUCUUCCUGAACCCUGCGAUGUUGCGAAAAUCUGGGUUGAUGGUGGUAUUUGGGGAACAGAGCUCAUCAAGCCCGACGGCCCUUAUUCCAAUAUAUCAUAUUUACAGUUCAUGAGGUGGAAUGCAGCAGCACUGCACGAGCCGGUGUUCCCAGGGGAUACUAUUUGCAUUGGGCCCCCUGGAGGUGCAUAUGCCCCUCCUGCUGCACCUAUACCAGUUUCACCCAAUACUACGUACACCACUACAGCAGUACCAGCGUUGGGGACGCCUCCGGGAACCGUCUCUAACUGUGGCCUGUACUAUGAUACGGUGACUGGCGAUGACUGUAAUAUGAUUGCGAUGAAAUUCUCCAUCACAUUCGACCAACUCCGCCUGAUGAAUCCUCAGAUCAAUGCAGACUGUACUAAUUUAUGGGCAAACACUUCCUACUGUGUAGCAUUAGUUAGUGGCACCACUGUGACAACUACCGCGUCUUCCUCAGCCAGUCCGACUCCGACCCCUUCAUCAACCGGCGGCUCGAUCAGCACCUCGCCCACCAGCACGACAGUGGCACCACCAGCGCCAACCCAGCCUGGGGCCACUUCCUUCUGCUACGAGUGGUACGUUGCUGUGGCUGGAGAUGAUUGCUCUAAGAUUGAUACCAAAUUCGGGAUCACAUUUGCGGAGCUGAGAGCGUGGAAUCCAUACUUGGACAGUACCUGCAGCAACCUCUGGGUGGACUACGCUUAUUGCGUGAAUGGGGCGUAA
This is a messenger RNA of Aspergillus novofumigatus IBT 16806, 765 nucleotides long. Its product is annotated as LysM peptidoglycan-binding domain-containing protein. The coding region runs from base 1 to 765 and encodes 254 amino acids. The record is from RefSeq and is a predicted model, not a curated record. Lineage: Eukaryota; Fungi; Ascomycota; Eurotiomycetes; Eurotiales; Aspergillaceae. The transcript has 2 exons.